Molecule: messenger RNA, 6060 nt
Organism: Labrus bergylta (ballan wrasse)
Lineage: Eukaryota; Metazoa; Chordata; Actinopteri; Labriformes; Labridae
Gene: pskh1
Product: protein serine kinase H1
Biological process (GO): protein phosphorylation
Molecular function (GO): protein kinase activity; ATP binding
Source: RefSeq, a predicted model, not a curated record
AUGUCACAUUUGACGUCACUCGGACUGUGGGAAGGUGGUCUUGAUCGAAAAACACCGUACUUAAAAGCCACUGACGGGAAAACUUUGCGUGUUUUUGUUUCCUCUCUUCAUCCACCAGACAAACCAUGAAACUUCAAAAUUGACUCAAAAUUGUACUCCACGUGAAGGAGGCGGAUUUGCCUUGUUUGUCAAGGGGAUUAAAGUUGGGAAAAUACGAGGUGAAAAUGGAGAGCCCAGCUGAGUGAGAGUGGGGUGAGAAGGCUGGAUUUGGCAAAGUUGGGAGUCCUGCCCUGCUGUUAGCAGGCUAGUUAGCAUGCUAAGACACUUCGCUACUUUGUAAAAGACAUGAGAGCUCCACUGCUCUCCAGUCUGUGAUUCGCUGGGGGAGCUGCUUGAUCUGUGGCAAGACGACUGCUGACAUUGCAGCUUCUCCCAAUGGAUUGAAGCACAGUUGGUGAUCUUAUUUUCUGUGGAAGUUCUGCCUGAAUCGCACUGUGCUCAUCUUGAAAGCAAAGACACCCCCCCCCUCUUCUGCCCUGAUUUUUCUUUUUUCAAAGCAGCGAUUCUAACUGUACUCAUGCAUUUUUUUCUCAGCCAUUGAACGUAUUCUGCCAUCUGAGAUGGGGCCCUGGUAGGCUCUUCCAGGGGCUUGAAGUACCCCCUGCCUGCAGACUGUGCAGCCUGGCUGUGUGUUUCGCACUCACAGUCACAGGCCCGUAAAGGAAUAACAUAAGCAGCAGACAGCCAGCUGUACUCUCCUCUCAUGGAAGCAAAGCGAGACAUCCCUUUUUGUUCAUGCCCAAAUUGUAUUCAUGAGCUCUUAGACUUCUGAACUGGACCUAAGGGAUGCAGCCUAUUGCUUGUUUUUUUUUUUUUUUUUUUAGAACUGUGAAUGCUGAUGCCAUUUGUUUGGGACUUGGGUGGAUGUUAUCAGCUUUAUUCAUGAACCCUGUGUCUGAGUCUGGGUACGGCCUGGAUGUUGGGUGCCCCGAGUGUGUUGCAUCGACUGUUGAGGUGAUGAGGCAGGGCUCCUGGUGGCCUGUGUGGCUUGCUGGGCAGUGGCCCAAAGUGAUGUGAUGGGGUGCAGGAACAGUAAGGUCCUCCCUGAGCCUCCAGGGGAUGUCCAGUUGGACCUGGUUAAAAAGGUUGAUCCUCCCCAGCCUCCUCAGACAGACAUAUAUAAGCACUUCAUACGAGGGGAUGGCACGAGGAGCAAGACGGGUGCGUCAGGCGGAGCGGGAGGUCACAAGGCUGACACCACCUCCCCUUACCAGGCCCAAGCCCAGGCUGCAUCUCCCGCUGCUUCUGCCCAGCCCCCAAAGGACCCGUCUGAACUGUCGGACCCUCAGCGGAAGAAGGUGGCAAAAUAUCGAGCCAAGUUCGACCCCCGGGUUACCGCCAAGUACGACAUCAAAGCUCUGAUAGGUCGGGGAAGCUUUAGCAGGGUAGUUCGUGUGGAGCACAAGAGCACGCGUCAGCCUUACGCCAUCAAGAUGAUUGAGACCCGUUACCGCGAGGGGAGGGAGGUGUGCGAGUCGGAGCUGUGCGUUCUGCGCCGCGUCCGUCAUACCAACAUCAUCCAGCUGAUGGAGGUCUUUGAGACAGUGGAGCGUGUCUACAUGGUGAUGGAGCUGGCCACGGGCGGAGAGCUCUUUGAUCGCAUUAUCGCGCGAGGCUCCUUCACAGAGCGGGACGCCACGCGGGUGCUGCAGAUGGUGCUCGACGGCGUCAAGUAUCUGCACACUCUGGGUAUAACUCACCGAGACCUGAAACCAGAGAACCUGCUCUACUACCACCCUGGAGCCGACUCCAAGAUCAUCAUCACAGACUUUGGUUUGGCAAGUAGCAGGAAGAAGGGAGACGAGUGUCUGAUGAAGACAACAUGUGGCACGCCAGAGUACAUUGCCCCUGAGAUUUUGGUGAGGAAGCCCUAUACAAACGCCGUAGACAUGUGGGCGCUGGGAGUGAUAUCGUACAUCCUGCUGAGCGGAACCAUGCCCUUUGAGGACGACAACCGCAUGAGGCUUUACCGGCAGAUCCUCAAGGGAAAGUACAGCUUCUCUGGAGAGCCGUGGCCCAGUGUGUCAAACCUGGCCAAAGACUUUGUGGAGCGGAUACUAACAGUGGACCCCAGCGAGCGGCUCACUGCCGGGCAGGCCCUCAAGCACCCCUGGAUCGUCAGCAUGGCUGCCUCUUCCUCCAUGAAGAACCUACAGCGAUGUAUAUCUCAGAACCUCCUGAAGCGGGCGUCCUCACGCUGCCAUAGCACCAAGUCGGCCCAAUCCACUCGCUCUAGCCGCUCCACCAAAUCCAACAAAGCCCGGCGGGUGCGAGAGAAGGAGCUGCGCGAGCUGAACCGUCGCUAUCAGCAGCAGUACAACGGCUGAAACGUGGACUGUCACUGGCAAACCACUGUCGCAGCCAGCGUACGUUAUGAUUAAAACAGCACAAUGACGGAGCUUUUACCAUUGAAGUUCCUGCCAGUGUUUGAGAUGAAAAUGGCAGAAAGAGAGGACAAUGACUUGACUGAAUCAAAGACUGACAGGAAAGUUACUGCUGCAAAGUCCAACGUGAUCACAAAGACAAUGUAAUCUAACGAUUCCUACAAGCGGUAUGUCUUCUGAUGGGAACCGAAGAGGACCAGUUUGAAGAGGUUACAUCAUCUCCAUCUCUCCAUCCAUUCCUUCACUUUUCUCUGAAAGGAUGGUGUAUUGUAUUCCUUUCCCUUUGUUCUUUCAAUCUGUGUCUCUCAUAUUUAUUUAUUAUUGUUGACAUGAUUAUUAUUCUCCCUUCUAAUGGUCACUGGAUAAUGACCUUCUACAAGGAUCUGUUGAACAGAGUUUUGGGUACUGAAGUUCUACAAAAGGAUACUUUAAGAAAAGGGGGAGGGUGAUUCCCCUCACUCCUCCCGGAUUGAAUAUUGCUGUGAAUUUAUUGUUGUACAGACCUUCUCUUACGAUGUGGGUAAUUGAAACACACUGCAACAAAACCACACUUUUACAGGUCAGAAUAUUUUAAAGUCAGUUCUAAGCUUAUCUAAUCUUGCCACCAUUGCUCUGUUAAUGUAAUUGCUUAAAGCUGUCAAAAAUUGUGAAGCUGCUGUGAUGCUUUUUUAUCAGACAUGAGCCCACACAGUGUUACCCCCAGUGGUUUUCUAAGAUCAAUAUAUUCCCUUUUACAAGAAAAAUACCUGCUAUGAUCCUGGCCUGUUACAGGAGAACACACACAUUGUGCAUGCAAAGUUUUACAGUAUUUACCCACUGCACUAGCUCUUAGCUGUAACCUAAAAGUUAGCCUUGAUUAUAAUGUGUUUACAGAUUCAAGAUUUCCAAUAUCCCUCAAUCGAAACAGGCUGCAUCACACAAACAAGUUCUUACUUAGAAGUUGGUUGUUUAAAUAGUUACUUGAGUCUCUUCUUGAGCUAAUUUUUGCUUACUUAAUGACCCAUUUGGUUUGAGGAUCUUUAAAGGUUUGUGAUCAGACACCUAAACAAAAUGUAGUUUAAGUAUAUUAAACGGGAAGACUUUGAAUAUGGAAUACCAAAUGCUAGAUUUGUUAAUAAUCACAUCUUUUACCACUCACUUAAAACUUCAUGAUUACCUGCAUAUAACAUUGAAAUAAGGUAACGAUUACAUUUACAAAGGUUUAGCUGUUCGGUCAAAGUAUUAUUUGUAAUUUGUGGAAGCCUCACGACAGAAUGUCAUACUUCAGUGACGUCAGGUUUUCAUGCACAAUCACUACAAUCCUUACAAGCGUAGGAUUUUCUCAAAUUUGAACGGUGCUUUAAAACAAACAAGUAGUUAUAAUUACUGAUUUAGGAAUGGCUUCUCUCAUAAACAUUGAUCAUGGAUCAUUAAAUAAUUGGUGCAAAUGAAUCGAAGAUAUGCAAUCACCAGCAACAUAUUACAUACAUACAAGACGUAUGUAGUAGAAGUAAAUGUAUUCUUCUAAAACACACAGACUCAUUAUUGUAAGGGGCAGAUGUUACUCAUUUAUACACUUAAUUAUGCAAUUAAUACUAUUUGUCUGGUUAAAAAGGUGUAUUUGUUUUCUAAUAUAGCACAUGAUGCAGCCAUGCCCACAGUCUCUGAUGUGUUUUCUUACCUUUUGUUUGUAAAUGCACUUAAAUUUCAAUGAAUUCCAGUAGUUGAGCUCUAUGAGAAGUCCAAUGGUAGAUGGUGAAUGAACAGUGGAUUGUAGCCAGUGGUGCUUAAAGAAGUGGGUAUGCUCUUAAUUUUUACCCCCAAUGUUUUUUUUUGUAAGUGGCCCUUCUAGCAGAGUAAAAAAAACCUCUAUUGUAAACAGUGACAUGUAAGACUCCUCUUGCAUAGUAAGUCAGUAAGUCAGUGCGUACUAGCCAAUAGAGACGGCGUAGGGAGGGUCAUCCCUUCACCAUCCGAGGAACAAAAAUUGCAGCAUACUGAAUAUUGUCAAUCAAUCAAUGGUGUUAAUCAGAGGGGAUUUAGAAGUGGGUAUGACCUAUGGAGACUGAAAUAAAAGUAGGUAUACUCUGUAUACCUGCGUAUACCCGGCACAUCUACACCACUGAUUGUAGCUUUGGUUUUUAGCUCUGCUUUUGACUGAAUCAUAACUAGUACAAUGCAGUCCUAAAGCCUGCAAUAAGGGGAUAAACAGUCUUUCAUCAUAAGGUGGUUGUAAAUGUAUGUGAGUGUGAUAAUAACUUCAAAUCAGACUAGACAUGUUUCUGUAGAAGUGUGGUGUAAAUGGUAAAAGUGUGCACUUACAGUGAAGCUAAUUUCUGAGCUAUUUAAACACAUGGAGUAAAGCCAAAUGAAGAAAUAAUGCAGCAGUGUGUUUGGUUAUCAUAUCCGUACUCAAAAGAUUGAUGAAGAAUGAUUCUCCAUUAAGUAAAAUGAUGUGACUAUUUGCCUUUUUUUGCCUGUUUUUUUUUUCUCCCUUUUAUCUGGCAUAGCACUUCUUCUAUACAGUAAAGUAAUCUGUUGUUUACAAUUAUUGUAAUCGUCCCUUUAUCUGAAGCCUUUAUGCAUCGUUAUGUUGGUGCCUUCAGAACACUUCUAGAGUGAAUCACUUGCUGCAUUUAAAAGCGUUUUGCUGUGAUCUGCUUUCAGGCCUUAAAAAUGUGUUGCUAUGUGAACUUUAAACAUGUACUGGAAACUUAAUCGAGCCAUGUCAGCUGACCUCAGUUGUUUUCUUCUGUUUUCUUUUGUUCUUUUCUCCUUUCAGGAUGCUCUGAUGCUGAUGCUUUGAUUCUUGUCCUUUUCAUACCUUUCAUCUUAGUCAGAUUUAAAAGCUUCUUUUCCUUUGUCCCACUGCUGUUACCUGUUUGAAUGUCUCAGCUCUGGUUGUGACUAAAUUGCUUUUGUAAGACAUUAAGUGAAGUUAAGAUGGGAACUGGUAUUGGAAUGCUCAAAUUCUUACUUUUUUUUAACAGAAACAGCUCUCAGAAUAGGUCUUUUAAAUAUCCUACGCACACUCUGAAGCUUCAAAAAGGUGCAUUCUUUUUGAAAGAAUUCAAAGACACAGAGUCGUUCACAGAUUAAAAAAAAAAAAAAGCUGUGGUUGUCUAAAAAGAAAGAUGUUUGGUGAAUUACAAUUGUAGGGUGUCCUACUCUCUGCAAUAUGUAGACAAUAACCUGACCUUAGUUCUGGCUGUCGGUUCACUGAUGGCUGUUAGAGCAUAGCAUCUAUAGGAAAUGAACAUUGAGCCUGUUUUAAGAGGGUCAACUCAAAGACACUUAAAGUAACAGUGUGGACUCAAAGUUCAAAAAUCAGCCACAUAUGUUAUUGUGUAUUAUGUACCAUGUUGAAAUAAGAACCAAAUCAGUUCAUUAGCAGUGUUGAAGAGUGUUAGCACAUUUGUAAAAGUCUAUCUCGUUUGUGUUUUUUAUAUAUCUGUAUGAUUUUAUAUCAAUGCUGUUGUUUGAAAUGAAGUAGCUAACUCAACACUGUUUAUCCAAAACAGUUGUUCAUGUUUUGUUUUUGUGUUCAAGUGAAUGAUAACACUUUGAUUCUUCCACCUUUAACUUUUUAUUUUUUUAAACAGUGAGUUGUAUGUGCCAAUAAAACACUCGAACUUGA